AUGAGCGGCAUCCUCACCCCGAUCGCAGGCGAGGCAAAGAAGCGAACCUGCUACUUCUUCGACUCUGACAUCGGAAACUACCACUAUGGCCCGAGUCACCCGAUGAAGCCGCACCGUGUGCGCAUGACGCACUCGCUCGUCAUGAACUACGGCUUGUACAAAAAGAUGGAGAUCUUCCGCGCCAAGCCUGCGACGCGGAAAGAGAUGGCUCAGUUCCACACGGACGAGUAUGUCGACUUCCUCGCGCGGGUCACGCCUGAUCUUGUCGAGGCAGCGGCAGAAGGGAGCGGUGGACCGAAAGUUGCGGGUCUGGCGAGGGAGAUGGGGCGUUUCAACCUCGGCGACGACUGUCCCGUCUUUGACGGUCUGUUCGAGUACUGCUCAAUCUCGGCAGGCGGUUCGAUGGAGGGCGCGGCGCGGCUGUCUCGCGACAAGUGUGACAUCGCGAUCAACUGGGCAGGCGGGUUGCACCACGCGAAGAAGGCGGAGGCAAGCGGUUUCUGCUACGUCAACGACAUCGUUCUCGGCAUUCUCGAGCUCCUCCGCUACCACCCUCGCGUCCUCUACGUUGACAUCGACGUUCACCACGGCGACGGAGUCGAAGAGGCGUUCUACACUACCGAUCGCGUCAUGACCGCCUCGUUCCACAAGUACGGCGAGUUCUUCCCGGGUACGGGCGACCUCAAGGACAUUGGGUACGGCAAGGGGAGGAACUACUCGGUGAACGUGCCGCUGCGGGAUGGCAUCACGGACGAGAACUACCGGAGCGUGUUUGAGCCGGUCAUCUCCCAAAUCAUGGAGUGGUACCGACCAUCCGCGGUCGUGUUGCAAUGCGGCGGUGACUCCCUGUCAGGCGACCGUCUCGGAACCCUCAACCUGUCCAUGCGCGGUCACGCCAAUUGCGUCCAGUUCAUCAAGUCGUUCGGUCUUCCGCUGCUCGUUCUCGGCGGCGGAGGUUACACGAUCCGCAACGUUGCGAGGACGUGGGCAUUCGAGACGGGUCUCGCGGCGGGCAUGGAGCUGGGCGUCAACAUCCCGAUGAACGAGUACUACGAGUACUUCGGCCCAACCUACCGCCUCGACGUCCCGCAGUCCAACACGGAGGACAUGAACACCAGCGAGUACCUCGAGAAGAUCAAGGCGCAGGUGUUUGAGAACUUGCGGCAGACGGGCGGGGGCAGCGCGCCGAGUGUGCAGAGUCAGCCCAUUCCGCGGACGGCGAUGGACGAGGACGACGAUCUUGAGGAGGACGAGCGGGAUCCGAACGUCCGAAGGCACCAGGCCGAGGUCGACCGCCGCAUCCAGCGCGACGACGAGUUCUCCGACUCGGAAGAUGAGGGUGAGGGUGGCCGACGAGACCGCCAGUCUCACCGUCGUGAAUCGCCAAAAGCCAGGUCUAAGUCGCCCGCACCCGCCGCGCCUGCCGACGCAGCAUCCGCCGCUCCCGCCAUCCCGCUCGAAACGACUUCCGCCUCUGCCGCUGCGCCUACCGACGCUCCCGUCACCACGACACAAGCCCCUCUGCCCGCCAACAUUACUUGCGGUGCCGAAGAGCCUCUCGCGCCUCUCAAGCCCGCAGGUGAAUCCUCUUCGAACGCGACGGAGGCAGCUCUCGCCGAAACUGCUCCGGAGGCAGAGGAGAAGGCUGGCGCGAUCGCCGAGGCGAACGGCGACGCUAUCGGCGGGACGGUCGAGAUGCCUGUGCAGGGAACGAGUGCGGCGCGAAUGACGACAACGGCAGGGCCAGGUGAGGACGAUGCGCGGGCAGAGGACGUCGAGAUGCAGGAGGCGAGCGGGAGUGCCUAG
Rhodotorula toruloides NP11 is the source of this 1806-nucleotide messenger RNA. RefSeq names its product histone deacetylase 1/2. Gene Ontology annotation, molecular function: histone deacetylase activity. The record is from RefSeq and is a predicted model, not a curated record. The transcript has 12 exons. NCBI's taxonomy places the organism in Eukaryota, Fungi, Basidiomycota, Microbotryomycetes, Sporidiobolales, Sporidiobolaceae. The coding region runs from base 1 to 1806 and encodes 601 amino acids.